ACAUGGCAGCAAAUGAUGUCCCUUGCUGUGAGCCUAUGUUCUGGUUUUACCUAAUCGCAUGUUUUGCUCUGGUGGCUUUCGCAGGUUUAAUGUCAGGGCUGACUCUUGGGCUCAUGUCUCUUAGUCUCGUCGAGCUCGAGGUCAUAAUCAAGGCUGGUGAACCCAAGGACCGCAAAAACGCUGAAAAGAUCCUUCCACUCGUUAAAAACCAGCAUCUUCUCCUUUGUACACUCCUCAUAGGCAAUGCUUUGGCAAUGGAGGCUUUACCAGUCUUUGUCGAUUCUCUGCUUCCGGCUUGGGGCUCUGUUCUGAUAUCGGUGACUCUCAUACUUGCCUUUGGCGAGAUUAUACCUCAAGCUGUAUGCUCUCGAUAUGGUCUGAGCAUCGGAGCAAAGCUAUCGAUUUUGGUUAGAUUCAUUGUCGUAGUCUUCUUUCCGCUAGCUUAUCCAAUCAGCAAGCUACUAGAUUUGUUGCUUGGAAGAAAACAUUCUACACUUUUAAGGCGAGCAGAGCUCAAGUCAUUUGUGUUUAUGCAUGGAAACGAGGCGGGAAAAGGCGGAGAACUAACUCACGAUGAAACAACAAUCAUAUCAGGAGCUUUAGACAUGUCUCACAAGAGUGCCAAAGACGCAAUGACACCAGUCUCAGAGAUAUUCUCACUCGAUAUAAGUUCCAAACUCGACGAAAAGACAAUGGGAUUAAUAGCAAGUGAAGGCCAUAGCCGAAUCCCUAUUUACUCUCUGAAUCCAACUUCUAUCAUCGGAUAUAUUCUGGUCAAGAACUUGAUCAAAGUCCGUCCUGAAGACGAGACACCAAUCAUAGAUCUCCCCAUCAGAAGAAUGCCAAGGGUCAAUUUGACUUUACCUCUCUACGACAUCCUCAACAUCUUCCAAACAGGUCGAAGCCACAUGGCAGCUGUCGUUAGGACCAAGAACUGUACCGAUACCAACACUCUUUCCCAUGUCAAGAGCAUCAAUGGU
Thlaspi arvense is the source of this 980-nucleotide messenger RNA. The record is from the annotation of a GenBank genome assembly. NCBI's taxonomy places the organism in Eukaryota, Viridiplantae, Streptophyta, Magnoliopsida, Brassicales, Brassicaceae.